This is a messenger RNA of Ostreococcus tauri, 3117 nucleotides long. RefSeq names its product Bestrophin/UPF0187. Gene Ontology annotation, molecular function: chloride channel activity. The transcript has a single exon. The record is from RefSeq and is a predicted model, not a curated record. The coding region runs from base 1 to 3117 and encodes 1038 amino acids. Lineage: Eukaryota; Viridiplantae; Chlorophyta; Mamiellophyceae; Mamiellales; Bathycoccaceae.
AUGCGCAUCGUCCCUCGCGCACGCGUCGAUCCCGGCGCGUCGCGCGCGUCGUGCGCCUGCUCGCACCCUCGAGCGAGCGCGCACGGCGUCAAACGACGCGUCGUUGGGGUCGUUCCGCGAGCGAAUCCGCGAUGGAAUCAACGACCGUGCGUCGCCGUAUACGCGUCGCUCGACACAAAUGUGCCGUCGAACGGAAGCUGGACAUCACGUGCGACUCGGAACGUCGCUGUUUUCGCGAUCUCAGACGAAGGGAAGACGGAGAACGGCGGAUCCUCGGCGGAUUUGGACAAACGAACGUUUGGGUCCUGGAGCGACUCGAGAGACUUCUCGAGCGAGUCGUACGAUCGCACUCGGGAUGACGAUGAUGGCUCAGAGGAGACAGGGAAGAGGAAACCGAAUGGAGGGAGCGUGGACGGCACCGUGGGGGCGAUCGGUGAGGUCCCGAAGCCGAAGGCGGUGCUGAGCGAGCAAGAACUGUUACCGCCGUCCAAGCGCGAGCCGCGAGGGAAGGAGACAAAAGGCGAGGGUGAGGGCGAGCGCGUGGGCGGUAAGGAGACAGGUGAAGGCGGCGAGGAUGGAAAGAUCGUAGCGGGGACGACCAAGGCGGGGAUGGCGGCGAAGACCAAGCCGAAGACGGAUGUCGAGAAGAGCGGAGAAAAAUUAGCCGCACCAAAACACGCGCCCCCACCGAGUGGUGGUUCGAUCAAGUCGGCGGUGGCAGGCAUUGCGGAGGACACAGAUCUCGUGGCGUCAAGCGGAGACAUAGGGGGUGGUAAUGGGGGCGAUGACGCCCGCUCGGGCGGAGACGGUGGCGGCGGAGACGAUGAAGAGGACGAUGAAGAGGGGGACGACGAAGACGACGACGAGGUCGUACUUCGAACGCCGUGGUACGAGCUCGCGUGGAUCGAGAUGGAAACAGAACUGGUGAGAAUCAUGCAGCAGAUUCUGAACAUUUGGAUCACCCGUGAUCCGAGUAAAACGACUCGACUUGUGUUCUUCUCCCUCCUCGGCACCUCAUUGUUCCUGGCGUCACUGUUCCUCUACCCAGAGAACCCGCUCGAGUUCAGUGACGAAGGAUUGUUCGCGUCAGUUUUCGGUCGUAACCCUCGCUGGGUCAUCAAUCGCGAGCUUGGUCCGUUGCAACCGACGUUGCUGAGCACCACGUGCGCAUGCGCGGUGGCGUUCGCCAAGGUGCGUCUCGGGGCAAACAUGUUCAAGUUAUCACCGUUCAUGCACGGCGUAUUGGGCCUCCCCAUGGGCUUUAUGUUAGUCUUCAGAUGGAACAACGCCCACGAGCGUUGGUGGUACGGACGUACGUGUCUUGGAAACAUUUUGCUUUACUGCAAAAAUCUUGGCGGGACGUUCUGCACGUGGGUGGCUCCUGAUGAUCCCAUGCUCGCCGCGCGCGCGCUUGGUUUGAUUGGUGCAUUAAAAGAAACCGUUGCAGAUCGAUUGAACGGCACGGUACUGAACGACGGUGCGAUUCUCAGUCAACUUACCACGCCCCUGGACGCGAGAGACCUUGAGGGUCUGUUCCUUGCGGACAACAAGGUGUUGUUCUGCAUUGAAGCGCUGCGCUCAUGCGUGGUAGAAGCGUUCAAAAAGGAUUUCGUUCCGUCCGCCAUCGCGAGUACGAUUCACAGCGAGGUAGCCGCAAUCAUGGACAAUUAUGGAAGUUGCGAGAAGGUGGUGAACCAGCCUCCACCCGGCUGCAUCAUCACACACCUUAAGUCGACUCUUAUGGUGUACGUGUGUUCUUUACCGAUGAUUUUGGUGCACGAAGUUGGUGUGUGGGGAGUGGUCCCCGUCACGACGAUCCUAUCCCUAGCGCUAUUCGGUAUUGAGGCCGCGGCGGAGCAAAUCGAACAACCAUUUGGUAAUAGACCGUACGAUUUACCGGUGCGCGCGCUGAUGAACAGCAACUCGAGAGACCUCGAGCAGACGAGCAAAAAAGUGCUCGGCAUGGCGGGUUACGUCAAUGGAGUGAAGAUGGCGUUUACUGCGGAUGGUCCGGUCCCGGCGAAGCUCCCGGACAAGACAACAACGUCAGCCCUCGGCGACGAGGCGCCUGCUCCAGUACCUGCGCCUGUGCCGAGCGCUAUUCCCGCGCCCGUGCCCGUGAAGCCGACGGUCGUCCAACCACCUCCCCCGGUACCAUCAGCCUCUGCCUUAGCGGAGAAGGCGAAGAAGGCAGCAGAACCGGAAUCGCCGACCGCGGUCGUCAUUCCCGCCACCCGCAAGGACAACACCGUGUCUUUAUCGAGCGAUCGACUUGAGAUGGGCAUGUCUGCGUUGAAGGAAAGUCCCCUGUCAUUCACGUCAGACUCGACGCCGACUUCAUCCGACGUUCUUAAAAAGUCAGCGUCGCAGAGCCCUAUCUCGAAUGGCGACAACGUUUCAUCGCGUCCUUCGACGUCCGCAUCGGCCGGUGCGACGGGAACGGUGUCGGCUCCCAGCAAGGGUGCCUUUCGCGCCGUGUUGGAUGCUGUGUCAUCAGAACAGGCUCCAGUAAACAUUCGAGCUCAACCACUUUCUCCGUUGCGAACAACUCGCUCUGAGGCGACAUCGCCGGCUCGAAAGAGUGACUUACCGGCUUGGAAAGCGCAAAGCCCAAUCGAGAUUUACGAUCAAGUUCUCGACGAGCGACCGAGCUCUACCAUCCCUGAUAGUCCUCGCUAUCACACGCAAAAGACAAUGCGUCGACGCGACUCUUACGGACAACAAUUCUUUGACAUGUUCGCUCGUUACACUGGUGGUUCAUCCGAGAACAGGGCACCGGAUUCGCCUCAGAAUCCGAGCAGACUUGAGCGCUCGAAUUCGGCGAGAAUGACACGAUCGAGCAGUGCAGCGACGUUUUCACCGUUUACACAAGCCUCGGAUAGCGAUCGCGACGUUGGUGAUAUCUCAUUCCAGCGCUCUGCGUUCGCGCCCUCUCCGUCCAAGUCUGACUUCGUCGCCGGAUCUGGGGAGAACGGCGUGCCAAUCAGACGUGCCUCCAUCCCCGGCGGCGUCAAUCGUUCGACGUCGCUGACGGAUAUGAGCGCUCUGGAGGAGGCGAUCAAGCGCGCACGAGAGGCUCGUAAGCGCGGCGAAAGCGGCGGCGGCGCGUCGUUGUAA